Molecule: messenger RNA, 1010 nt
Organism: Kockovaella imperatae
Lineage: Eukaryota; Fungi; Basidiomycota; Tremellomycetes; Tremellales; Cuniculitremaceae
Product: nucleophile aminohydrolase
Exons: 7
Coding region: 150-971 (273 amino acids)
Cellular component (GO): proteasome core complex
Source: RefSeq, a predicted model, not a curated record
GAUUGAUCAGUUGUUGUAAAGCAUUGAACGGCUGCUUUGAGUCACAGAUCAAGUCAGACCUCAAACUCAUUCUUUGAGCACGUAUUACCCAGCGUCUGACAUUCAGCUGUCAGUUGUGAGGUUUUCACGCAAAUCGCCCCUCAACCAACAUGAACCAACUUCACAGCUUUCAAGCUGUGCCAUCCACCCGCAAUGCUUUUGACGCUUAUUCUACACUUCCUGAACCGCCUCGUCCUCAGUCAACCCAUGCUCCCCGAGCUCAUACACAACAACCGAUCGUGACUGGUACCAGUGUCCUGGGGAUCAAGUACGAGGGUGGAGUCAUGCUUGCAGCGGACAAUCUUGCUUCGUACGGUUCCUUGGCUCGGUUCAAAGACAUUCAGCGUCUCCAUCCUCUCGGCGACAAUACUUGUUUGGCAGUCGCGGGGGAUAUGUCCGAUUUUCAGUACAUGACAAAGCUGCUUGAUGCCACGCUCCGCGCAGAUCGUUCCGUCUCUCUCACAGACACCCAUCCACCAUUCUCCCCUCAAAAUAUCUACACCUACCUCUCGAACCUGUAUUAUGCUCGCAGGAGCAAAGUGAACCCGUUGUGGAAUGCGAUUCUCGUCGGUGGCUGGGACAAGGAGAAGAAAGAGAGUUUCCUCGCCUACGUCGACCUCCUUGGGACGACCUACUCCGCUCCGACACUAGCCACUGGAAUUGGCGCUCAUAUCGCCCAGCCUCUUCUACGUGAAGCGUACGAGGCGAAGGCUGGCGUCGAUGGCAAAGGCCCUUUGUUGACAGGUCAAGAGGCCGAAGAGCUCCUGGAUACAUGUAUGAAGGUUUUGUUCUACCGUGAUGCCAGGAGUUUGAACAAGUACCAAAUCGCUACGAUCUCCAAUGACGGCGUCAAAAUUUCUGACUCAAAGAGCUCAGAGACCGAGUGGGGCUUUGCAGAGGGACUCCGGGGUUACGGACCACAGACGCAGUAGAAGAAGACAGUGUGUAGGAAGAGGCAUGCAUGGGUCUUA